GAGCGCAACUACAUCACUGCCCCUGCCUCCUCCUCACAGCGUUGGUCGCCAUCCAUCCCCUCUCCUCUCCUCUCCUCCUGUACCAUAACAGAUGGUGGGAACAACAUUGCAUCCACCGGGUACCACAAUAGACCGCAGCAUCCAGUCCAGACAACGCUGGCCUUGCACCAUUAUGCUCCUAGUGCAGGACUGCGUGAGGCUGUGAGUGCCGUCGUGAUUCAUUUCACGCGGUACCACCACCACCACCACGGCCACGGAGGAACCUUCCUGCGACUGUUUGGGCUCUCCACCGAGCGGGGAAGAUGGCCGCUAUGAAAAUAUUAACAGGCACAGGGCUCUUCUUGGCUUUCUGUGCGCUCGGGCUGCUCGCCAUGGCGAUCUGCACCGAUUAUUGGUACGAGACCGACGCGAGGAGACAUCGGGAGAGGUGUAAAAACUAUGCCAACAAGCGAAACGACCCGGGCUACAUCUACAUUUCAAACCACAACCUCCCCCUCCAGAUGCCUCCAAAGAGCCUGGAGAGGAAAGGUAACGGCCCAGAUGCUGGAGCUCUCAUCCGGGGGAAGCGGCACUUCAUGGCCGCUGCGUCUCCCAUGGAGUCUCAUUGCAGCCGGCAGUUUAACUCCACCAUCUCCGGGCUUUGGAGGAAGUGUCACCGGGAGGGAUUCGACAUGGAGACCGAAGACCUUAUUUACAAAGGAAUAAUUCAAAGAUGUACCGCAGUCAAGUACCACUACUCUUCAUCCAUCCUACCACGAAAUUUACCCAUCAACAUCACAAAGACCAUACGACAGGACGAGUGGCAUGCACUCCAUCUAAGAAGAAUGACGGCUGGCUUUGUGGGCAUGGCCGUGUCCAUCAUUCUCUUUGGCUGGAUCAUUGGAGUGCUGGGAUGCUGCCAGCAGCAUGACCUCAUGCAAUAUGUAGCUGGGCUACUCUUUCUCAUGGGAGGAACAUGCUGCAUCAUCUCCUUGUGCACAUGUGUGGCAGGAAUCAACUUUGAGUUGUCCCGCUACCCCCGCUACAUGUACGGCCUCCCCGAGGACAUUAGCCAUGGCUAUGGCUGGUCCAUGUUCUGUGCCUGGGGGGGCCUCGGUCUCACGCUGUUGGCUGGCUUCCUCUGCACCUUGGCCCCCUCCCUGAGCACGCCCACUCGCACAACGACCCACAAGCCGAGGCAGGAGAAUGGAACCGUGUGACAGAGGCGUUGUGAAGCGACUGACCCACCGAACGCACAAACCGCACCCUUCCAACCUUGAUGUUUAACUCUGAAACAGUUUUUUGUCUGAUCACCAUCUCACACCACCCUCGACAUGGCCAUCUCCCCACAGUGUUCAGUGUGCCUGAGUUGUGACAGAAGGAGCAAAGUGAUGACAAACUUCACACACCUAAUCUCGAAAAAAUCCCAGAGGGACCUCCAGGAACACCAAGACUAACACCUACAGUAACGUAUGUCCGAGGCAUCGCUCUCUUAGCACAAAUAAGACAUUUUUUUGGUUCAGAUGUUUGACAUGUUGACUUUUUAGCGAUCUAAAGGUGACUGUUUUCUCUGAAGAUAAUUUGUCUUAAAAUGGUGCUCUCUUAAAUGCAUAAAGCCACACACACACUCCCACGCAACAAAUACACACACACACACACACACACACACACACACACACACACCAGAACAUGUUUUUCCACACAUACUCCGGAUGAAUCAUGGGAAAAAUCCGUCAAAAGAAAAAAAAAAAAAAAACACACACACAAACAUCAGGCCAGAGCAUCUUGUCAGCAUUCCUCUUUCAGUCGAGUGAUGUGAGCUGUGUUAUUGUUCGUAAUGAAAAAAACAAAAUGAAAAAAACUGCCGUUGACUGCCCGUUGCUUAUCUUUAGUGUAGCACACUAACUGAUAUCAAACAUGAGACCCAGGGGUAACGUCAAAAUGAUCCAGUGGCGUGGUCAGUAUGAUAAAACACACUUAAGUGAAUCUGCAUUGAAAAGAAAAUCGUUUGAUGCUUCUUUAAAGAUUCUAUAUGUAAAAAUGCAUCUCUGUAGAUCCAGAUCAUUGUUUGUGUAAAUUAGAUUUUGAACAAGAGUGUUUGUUUUCUGUUUGUUUAGAGGAGAUGAUGGCUGACAGUAAGGAGGGGAUUAGGAGUUACAGGGUGGUGCUGGGAGCAUGAAUCCAUUAUUGGGUUCAGCAACGUAAAGGUAUUUUGUGGAUGUGACUCGGUUGUUUGCUGACAAGAGCAAAAACAUGAAACCAAACUGUGGAGGGAGUAUUUGAUUGCUCCAUUGUUUACCUUCAAUAUUGGUCAGGCUUUUUGUGUAAUACAAGGGAAAAAAAUGCAACUUCAGUGAUACAUACAAAAGCACAAGCUGCGGUCCAAAUCAUCAUCUGCACAAAGUACAGUAACAUAGUAACAUCACAUAUUGGUGGAGGGCCAAAGUGUCAUCAGGUCUUGACUAAAGUCUGACUGAGUAACGACUGAGACAAUGAGACAAGCAGAAUAUGGAGAAUCAUAUAUGUGAUGAACAUUAUUGUUCCCACAAUGCAAUGCGCACUGGAAAUGGAGGAACUGUUUUUUUUUUUAACACAUGGAUGUAAUAAAUACAUAAAACAUGUUUGAUUUUAACUUUAAGAUUGAUGGAGGCAUUCCAAAUUUCCAGUUUUAAUAAUGCAUUUCUUGAGCAGUAAAAUACAUAUUCAUUGUGUACUAACUUACAUUACGGUACAAUUUAUACUAUGUAGUAUGCAUACUCUUCUGAAUUAAUGGUUGGAUUAGAAAUACCUCCAAAUCUGGUGGCGAAAAAAAGCACAAAUAGUAAUUUAGAAAGGACUGCAGUGAUGUUAAAAACUAUUCCAAAUUUACACUGUAUACUAAUUUUGUGUUUUAAUUGAGGUGCACACAUUGAAAAUGACAAAAUGAAGUAUACUUAAAAUCACAAGUAUCCAUACUAAUACGAAUACUGUCUUUAAGUGUUGUGUUGAUGAUUUAAAAAAAUCAAAAUACAAAGUGAAAAUAGUCAUUUUUAAUUAAAAUUGGGAAUGCCAUUUCAAAUUAACAGUUGAGCUUAGUGUAUGUGGUGCACACUUUGAAUUGUGUGUCAUUAGUACAAAUCAGUCAAAUGUGCCACUUUUUGUGUACUAACUUACAAAAUUGUGCACUUAAUAGUAUGUAGUUUGGGAUGGUGCCAUGUGAAAGGUUUUGAAAAAGGAGUGUAGCAGGCAGGACUACAGUUUAUUCAGUGGAAAAGGUAUAAACAAUUCUCUCUGUGACACUUGUGGGUGAUAAUAACUCACAGCAGCCAGUUUUCUCUUACUGUAUUUUUCCCCCAUAGUCAUUAGAAAUCAUUUAUUUUGAAAUGUUCAAGCUCACUUCAUAAAACAAGAAUAUUACAGCCAUGUGUGAUGACUUUUUUUAUAAAUUGCUGGAGAUGAGUCAUGAGAUAUACUAUCAGCUAUGUCAAUUAACUUUCUUAGAAAAAAAAAAAAAGGUGUUAUAAUGUGUGUUGACGACACUGUGUGUGAUGUUCAGUCCUUUCACCAUCACCAUUUACCUCCUCAUGAGGCUACCACUUUUCAGAAGUCGAGGAAAUUGACUGAGGCAUGAUUGAAAACUGUAUCUUCAGUGUCUUGUUGAAUCUUUGCACUUUGCUGGGUCUCAUAAAAGUCUGUGAACCUGAAGCCUGAGCAGGUGGAGUUAUACAUUAUAUGUUUGCGAGGUCACAUACGGGAGCAAAAGAUGACCAGAGCAUGUAAUAAGCACCCAGUUGUGUCUUUUACAAACAGUUUGGGUUUAUACCAUGUUGUGUAGGGUCAGUCGGUCUAGGCUCUUAUUGUGAAAAUAUUUAUGCCAGAAACAAGGACAUACCAUAAAUAUGAAAAUAUUUAUAUCUAUGGUCAUUACACUAACAACUGAGUCAGUAAAUUCCCUGACGUCCUCACAGAAUGCAAUGCUGUUUGGUGUUUUGGUUUUAUAAAGUUUUAAGUUCACACCCAAACUACUGUGCAGUAAUAUAAGUAAUUACUGUAAGCAGUAAACUGUAAUGUAUAAGUACAUGGUGCAAGUAUAAUGUGUUGUUAGGACUGAAGCACAAUUGCACACAAAGUUUGUGUAUUAUAGUUGGAAAUCUGACUUUUCCAGUACUGAUGUGCCACCACUGCACAUGUGCAGGACUUUGUCAAAAAGUAUUACAAGCAAACAUUUUAAAGCACAUAUUUACGCCCCGUAUCUCAAAUAGUACCUUUUAAAAGUAACACCAACAAAAUAACAAUGUCCGUAUUUCAAAACAAAGAUUUUGUCUUUCAUUGGAUUGCGUUUUAACACAGAAGAACAGUAGCACACAGUAGCAAGAUUGACAAAACAUUAAGAAUGAUGUGCUUCAGAGAACAAAUGGGGUCAACACAGUAUAACAAUGUAUUUGAAAUUGUUGUAAAAUCCCUCUCAAGUGGCAACUUCCUGUGUUUCAUGAGGAACUUAGAGAUAUACUCUGUGCAAUGAGAGAUGCUCUGUGAAAACGCCACCGUUUAGCGUGGCACUUGUUUCAGUAGCACAGCUAUUAUUUUCUACAAGUCAUUUAUACUGGUUCAAUCCACUGCAAAUGUUAUGUGGGGACUAAAGAGACAUUACAGUCUUGCAUGAUCUCAUUACGGUUAGUUUCUUUCAAUAUAUUAAAACUUGUGUCCAUUUUUAAUUGAUUUAUUUUACUGAAAUAAAACAUGUAAUUACUAAA
Messenger RNA from Anarrhichthys ocellatus (wolf-eel), 4712 nucleotides. It is a transcript of the gene tmem276b, whose product is annotated as transmembrane protein 276b. Gene Ontology annotation, cellular component: membrane. The record is from RefSeq and is a predicted model, not a curated record. The transcript has 4 exons. The coding region runs from base 303 to 1199 and encodes 298 amino acids. NCBI's taxonomy places the organism in Eukaryota, Metazoa, Chordata, Actinopteri, Perciformes, Anarhichadidae.